AUGGCCAUCUUCGACUCGAAAGCUCACGCUGAGCACCCGUCACCCACGGCAAGUUUCAAUGACAAUGAUUUCAACCGGAUCGAUCCUAGCGGAGUCAAGCGAGGUCUCAAAACUCGACAUCUAUCUAUGAUGGCGCUCGCUGGAAUUAUUGGACCCGGUAUACUUGUCGGCACUGGUGGAGCAUUAGGAGAAGGAGGUCCAGCGUCUCUGCUCAUAGCUUUCUGUGUCAUCGGAUUCAUAGCGUUCAGCAUCACGCAAUCCCUGGGAGAAAUGACAACAUUGUACCCAACAGGCGGUGCUUUCGUUACACUUUCCGAUCGGUUCGUCGACAAGGCCUUCGGAGUAGCAGUGGGGUGGCAGUACUGGCUGGUCUGGGCGUGCGUGCUAGCCAACGAGUACAAUGUCGUCUCCUCGAUUCUGGUCUUCUGGGGUCCACAAGUACCUCUCUGGGGCUAUUUUCUGAUCUUCUGGUUCGCAUUCCUAGGCUUUCAGAUGUUGGGCGUGGAAUCUUUUGGCGAGGCAGAGUUCUGGCUUGCCCUCGUCAAGCUUGCAGGUCUUUGCGCCUACUUCAUCUUUGCCAUCAUCUACGCUUCUGGUGGCCUCAUUGGGCAGAACGAAGCACUCGGGUUCCGGUAUUGGCAUGAUCCUGGUCCGUGGGUCGAUGGUUUCCGCGGAGUAGCUACGGUGUUCGUAUUUGCUUCAACUUUUUAUGCCGGUGUUGAGGCAGUUGCUGUGGCUGCUACAGAGACCAGGAACCCUUCGGUAGCCGUACCGCUGGCAAUCCGACAAGUAAUUUGGCGAAUCCUUUUCGUGUACAUUGGAGUUGCUUUCUUCUUUGGUCUCACUUGCCCAUCAAACGCGGACGGGCUAGCAAACGGAGCCAGCCGUGCACUCAAGAGUCCCAUGACUAUAGCGCUGCAAAACGCUGGGUGGGAAGGAGGUGUGCAUCUUAUCAAUGCUUUCAUCUUCAUUACAGUCCUGAGCGCUGCCAACUCCUCAAUCUAUAUUGGGUCUCGAACAAUACUCUUCAUGGCACAAGAAAAGAUGGCGCCCAAGUUCUUGGGGAAGACGAAUAGCCGUGGAGUGCCGGUUUAUGCGAUUGUCUUCACGAACUUGUUCGGCGCGAUAUCCAUGAUGAACGUUAGCACCGGAGGAGGUCAAGCGUACUCCUAUAUCGUCAAUCUGUCCGGUGUCUCUACCUUCCUUGUUUGGGGCUCUAUCUCUUUCACACACAUCCGUUUCCGGAAAGCUUGGAAAGCACAAGGCCGAACUCCCGACAUGUUACCGUUCAAGUCGUUCGCCUAUCCAGCCAACGCCUACUUUGGAGUAUGCGCUAAUGUCUUCCUUGCGCUUGUGCAGGGCUGGACCACACUGAGUCCGUUUGAUGCGGGUACAUUCGUCGACGCCUACAUUAUGCUACCAGUGUUCGUAAUUAUAAUACGCAAAGUCAAGUGUGAUGAAGAGAAGCCGCACUGCAGGCGAUGCACUUCAACAGGCCGUACGUGCGAUGGCUACGACCCAAAUUUCAGGCCUGCGCAAUCAUCAACACCCUCUCCACCGGACUCAUCACGAGGCUCGCCUCACUCUGGGUCAAGCUGGAGCGUUACACGAGCUGGAUCGCCAGUAUUCAUUGCGCCAGCCAUGCGGCUUAACAGCAAAGAGGAACGGGAGAGCUUCGAGUUCUUCACUUCCUACGCUGUAUCGAACCUGCGCGGAUUUCUUGACUCGCCUUUUUGGCAGCGAGAAUUGCUUCAGGCUGCUCACCAUGAACCUGCAAUUCAGCACUGCAUCAUUGCUCUGGGUGCCAUGUAUCGACGCUUCUCCGAAGGCAGCGACUCGCACCUCAAGGAAUCUGCCAUGCUGGACAGGUACUUGCAAUUUGCUCUGCGGCAAUCAAAUCAAGCGAUCCAGGAUCUAUUGAGAAAACAGAAAUCAAACGAGAAGGUAGCUCGAACGGAUAAGGUCACCCUUAUGACGUGUGCUAUCCUGUUCACUAGCAUGUGCUGCCUCCAAGGCUACCAAAGAGACGCAAUUGAGCACGUACGUAGUGGCAUACGGAUGUUGAACGAGGCAGACGAAGACGAAAACGAGAAGUUUGGUCACCCGAUAGAACUGGAGUCCUUGCGCACUAUCUUUGUGGGAUUCGACACGCAAAUCAGGGCGAUAAUGCCCACGCACCUUUCGCGCACAUGGGUUGCAAAGCCCAAGACAAAAACCUUGAGCGCCUCACCAACUCAUACUUUGAACAUGUCUUCACUUCAUGCGAUGCUAGGACAUACGCAGAGCUUGAUGAACAGCAUCCACGCAUUUAACCAGAGGACUAAGCUGCGCCCAGAGGAUGAAAUCGACGAGGUAUAUAACGAACAGACCGAACUCAUCAUGCGUUUCCAUCGAGGCGCGGCCGUUAUGGAACAUCUCUGGAAACAAACACCUGCUUUCGGCGACGACUUUCUCCAACCUCUCACCGCUCUGGAGCUCACGCAAGCUCAGAUGGAGUACCUCUUGCGUGUUCCUAGGUCUGACCUGGUAGUCAAAUUCCCCUGUUUGGGUAACUUUAAGCAAGCUCAUGGGCCAUUUAAACAGCCCUUCGAUGUCGCCGCACAGUUUGUACGCAUCUUCGAACUCGCUGCCAAGCUUCUGCCACUAUCAGGUGCUCUGACACCAAUAUUCCAAGCCCCAGUGGGACCAACGUCUGCGCUCUGGCUCAUAGCAGUUCGCGCACCUUCGUCUUGUCAGGUGUUGCGGAAACGCGCUGUACGGCUCAUGCUAAGCCAUCCGAGAAGAGAGGGGUUUUGGGAUGGUAUGCUUGCAGGCCAGAUCGCAGAAGAGGCUUUGCGGCUGGAGCAAGAACGAACGCGAUCUGAGCUAGGUUUACCCGAGCACGACCUGAAUCAAGAUCUAGAAGUGCCGGAGCAUCUACGCAUCAUUGCAUUCUACCUAACUCAUCCGGAAAAUAGUGACCGUACUGUCAAAGUCGAGUUUUCGGAUGCGCGAGACCUUGCCAUCGGUAUUCCGGGAUCUGUCCGGUGGAUGAGCUGGUAG
Molecule: messenger RNA, 3042 nt
Organism: Alternaria burnsii
Lineage: Eukaryota; Fungi; Ascomycota; Dothideomycetes; Pleosporales; Pleosporaceae
Product: histidine permease
Exons: 2
Coding region: 1-3042 (1013 amino acids)
Biological process (GO): regulation of DNA-templated transcription; amino acid transmembrane transport
Cellular component (GO): membrane
Molecular function (GO): DNA-binding transcription factor activity, RNA polymerase II-specific; zinc ion binding; amino acid transmembrane transporter activity
Source: RefSeq, a predicted model, not a curated record